This is a messenger RNA of Durusdinium trenchii, 792 nucleotides long. The record is from the annotation of a GenBank genome assembly. NCBI's taxonomy places the organism in Eukaryota, Dinophyceae, Suessiales, Symbiodiniaceae.
AAGACCCCGGGGUUCAGACUGGGGCUUGGACGCCGCCGCGGGCAGCAGAUGAUCGAUGCGCCUGUGGAGCUGGCUCCUUGCUCUCAGCACUCUUGUGCCACGAGUGGCCCCAUGGGUGCUCGUCUCCAAAGAAGGAGAUAUCACCCUUCUGGGUCCAUUAGACUUGGACCCGUCCUACAACCAGGCGCCGAGAGUGACGCUCAGGUCGUCAGGUGUGAGACUAUGGGACAUCAUCGUCCAGGAUCUCUACGGUGGCAAUGCCCUGGUGUUCCAAACGCCUUCCGGCAGCAAAGUCGCGUUCACACCGGAUGACGAGACCUUUUUCAAUACCACCCUCUCUGUGCUGAGAGAGGUCAAAUUAGGGGGGUCGCUGUCCGUCUUCGACACGGUGAACAUGGGGGGCCGGGUGUCCAUCUUCUCAGCGACCAGCUUGGGUGGAACGCUCUCCGUGUACAACCAAGUGAACCUCGGCAGCGUCCUCUCUGUUUUUGGUCACACCAACUUUGCAUCCACAGCCUCUAUCAGAGAUCAUGUGCAACUCGGUAGUUCGAUCAACAUCCAGGGGGAUGCCGUCUUUUUAGGCGCCGUCUUCUCGGUCCAAAACCACGGCAACUUCGGGAGCUCCUUGAGCGUGGCCUCCUUCGCUCGACUCGGCUUCACCACGCCUGUUUUCGGCGUGGCUUGAACUGGUAGCGCGUCCUCCGUUAAGGACUUUACUCUCCUGGGAAGCUCGUCGUCCGUGGCGUCGUUCGCACGCCCGGGAUUUUCGACGUUGCUCUUCGAGCAAGCCCG